AAUUAGGUGAAGACAUGUCUUCGUUGCAAGCGCCAUCUUUUGACUGUAUUUUGGUUCCAUUUUCAAACCUUUCUCAAACCAGCUUUUCUGCUGGUGAUAUCGUAUGGAUCAUAUUUUCAGUAUUCUGCACUAGGUGAAAAAUGACAGAAUCAGGAGGACAUGUGCAGCUUACUAACAAUAUGCUGGCUCAGCUGCAUGUUCCAAUACGUGUGAAAACAUUGAAGGAAAUAAAUGCCAAUGUCUUUGUGACUCUUUAUGAAGGAAUGAUGGGAGACAGAUUGCCAGACAUCAUCAGGAAUCCAAUGAGCAUAGAAGAUGAGAUCCAUAAUUGCCAGUGUGUGGUGGAUUCUAUCUCUCUUGAUAUACUACACACUUCUCUCUCUCACAUUACUGGGCAGAGUAUUGUCCAUGGAGAUCCUGGUAGUAUAAUGAACUUGGUUGAAGUCUUCUCUGGAUUACUGGAGUAUUUUCUUGAUAAAAUCGAGAGUGACAUUUCUUCAGAUAAUGAAGAAAACCCAGGUUAUUUGGAAGAAGAAGACCCUGAUGCCUUGACACCAGAAGUGCUGAAUGGUAUUCUUGAGAGAGAACUUGGGAAGGAUCAAGAGUCACAGAAACCUACAGCAUCCAAGACAGAAGUGGACACCACUAAAGACCUGAUUGCCCUUGGGGAGAGUGAUAGUUUUAGGGGACAUAUACCAGGUGGACAGGGCAGUGGUGGUAGUAGGCCCCCUGCCACAAUGACAUCAGCUACCAGUGCCCCACAGCCAUUACAUUACCCAGUAGCUCAGAGCUCUGUACAUCACAUGAGCAAGGAGAACGACUCUACUUUGCAGUUAAUCAGGGAAAGUGAGCAAAUUCAGAAAAGAUGGGAGCAAGAAUAUGAUAAACCUGAUCCAAAAUCACUAGGACAUAGCCAUGGGAGAUAUGAAACCAGCAGGAUGAAACCAGAAAAAUUGCACCCUGAUUCUAGCACAGGGGAAGUGUAUAGACAAAGGGGUGUCUCUGAUGGACAUAGCUUUGUUCAGUCCUUCCCUGAAAGGAAAGUAAGAACAACAGCCCCUACUUCCACAGUAACAACUGCAUCAACUACAACAGAAAAAAACAGAAGCAAUUUGGUUCACAGUGAAGGAAGGAUGGAUAGACAGAGAGAUAGUUUUUUUCCUGCAAAGGAUCCUAAAGACAGCCCUGUAGUUUCACCCCCAAAGGUUCCAGAUACUUCUAAACAGCCUCAAGCUUUUAGAGACUUUGGAUAUUUAGGGCUUAGGCCAAAACCAGACUCGCCCCCUGCAGAGCAUUUAGAGACUGAAAAGACAGAGAAAAGAUCUGAUGGUGUUGAAAAUACAAAGAAAACUUUCACUCAUCACUUGUACCAUUAUUAUGUUCCCAGUGAACAGAGGAAAGGUCCUGCUGUACCCUCACUAUCAGCUUCUAUGCCAUUGUCAACAAGGAGAGACACUGAAAGGUCUUUCAUGCCAAACAGUACAGGAACUGCCCCUAGACUUUAUGGUUCUACUAUUCCAAUAGCCACUACAGCUGAGAGAGAUACUUUAUAUUCAAAACCUGGCCCUUCAAGUUCCCAUACUUAUGACAACCUGGAAAAUCUGAUGGCAGACACGGUUCACAUGUCUCGAGAUGCAGUUCGUAAAAGUCCCACUAAGAGUCCAGUCAUUGAUGUACCUGAUAGAUUAGGUCAGUCACUCAAGGACCUUCAUAGAACAACAGUCCAGUUACGCAAAGAAUCAGACAAAAUUCUUAGAGAGUCCAUUGAGGUGAAAAAUGCAUCACAGAGAGAAGAUGCAAAGUGGAGAAAGCCCAAGAGAAAAGUUUCCUCUCUUGCUGAGAGAUCCACUGAUGAUCCAUAUAAGCCAACAGAUAGAGGGAUGCAUGCAACUGUCCGGACAGAAGUGGGAAAACGAAGAGAAAAGCAAAUGCACCAAGACUUGCAGAGAUAUCUUAAAGAGAAAGAGAAUAUCGAGAACAUCUCCCCAAGAGUUAAUCCCACCAGGGAUGAGGUGUACCUGAGUGAUGAUGAACUGUCUCAGCAUAGUGACAGUUUUUUGGACUACAGAGAGUCAGCUAAAGAAAGGGAAUUUGCCACUGAUGACCUCAGUCCCCUGCGUCCAACAUCCAAGAAAGUUCGUUUUCAGGACAGCCGUCUAAGUUCAGGGGCAGAUGCACAUGCCAGGAUUAGGAGUAGGAUUUUAGAUGAGGACAAUUUGCAAAGGACUAGAACAAGGAUUUUAGAUAGCCAAUAUCGACAAGACCUUGAUGAGUUCAAGGAUGUAAUGGGCCACAAAAUGAAAGUUAUGAAGAAGAAAACCGCAGAAAAAGAAAGAGUCUACAGAAAAGGGGUGCUAAUAGGUCCCCAAAUCUCAAAGUACAAACCCAGUAAAAAGUACACAGCAUCUGUGGUUGGAGGAGAAAGUAGAGGUAGACCUUCCAGUAAGGGGCUGGGAAAGAAAAGCAGAAAAAGAAGUGCAUCAUGCAGUCCUGAUUUUGGCAGAAGACACCCACUCAGGGUUGGUGAAGAUAAUAUUCUGCCCUUCAUGUUGGAAGAGUUUCCCUUCAUCCAUCUGUCUGAACACACAAUCCACAAUGUGUGGAAGAAGAGUUACAGACAAGUAGAGCAGCUGAGUAAAGCAGCGCAAGAGGUCAAGAGGAAAAAAUCUGCUGCGCAGGCUCAGUAUGAAGAAGCAAAGAGAAGACAAGAAGUUCUGAUGAACAUCAUGAAAAAAGAACUCGCUCAUAACCAAAAGAUGUCCUUCCCUGAAAGGAAAGUAAGAACAACAGCCCCUACUUCCACAGUAACAACGGCGUCAACUACAACAGAAAAAAACAGAAGCAGAUUGGUUCACAGUGAAGGAAGGAUGGAUAGACAGAGAGAUGGUUUUUUUCCUGCAAAGGAUCCUAAAGACAGCCCUGUAGUUUCACCCCCAAAGGUUCCAGAUACUUCUAAACAGCCUCAAGCUUUUAGAGACUUUGGAGAUUUAGGGCUUAGGCCAAAACCAGACUCGCCCCCUGCAGGGCAUUUAGAGACUGAAAAGACAGAGAAAAGAUCUGAUGGUGUUGAAAAUACAGAGAAAACUUUCACUCAUCACUUGUACCAUUAUUAUGUUCCCAGUGAACAGAGGAAAGGUCCUGCUGUACCCUCACUAUCAGCUUCUAUGCCAUUGUCAACAAGGAGAGACACUGAAAGGUCUUUCAUGCCAAACAGUACAGGAACUGCCCCUAGACUUUAUGGUUCUACUAUUCCAAUAGCCACUACAGCUGAGAGAGAUACUUUAUAUUCAAAACCUGGCCCUUCAAGUUCCCAUACUUAUGACAACCUGGAAAAUCUGAUGGCAGACACGGUUCACAUGUCUCGAGAUGCAGUUCGUAAAAGUCCCAUUAAGAGUCCAGUCAUUGAUGUACCUGAUAGAUUAGGUCAGUCACUCAAGGACCUACAUAGAACAACAGUCCAGUUACGCAAAGAAUCAAACAAAAUUCUUAGAGAGUCCAUUGAGGUGAAAAAUGCGUCACAGAGAGAAGAUGCAAAGUGGAGAAAGCCCAAGAGAAAAGUUUCCUCUCUUGCUGAGAGAUCUACUGAUGAUCCAUAUAAGCCGACAGAUAGAGGGAUGCAUGCAACUGUCCGGACAGAAGUGGGAAAGUAUGUAUUACGAAGAGAAAACCAAAUGCACCAAGACUUGCAGAGAUAUCUUAAAGAGAAAGAGAAUAUCGAGAACAUCUCCCCAAGAGUUAAUCCCAACAGGGAUGAGAAGUACCUGAGUGAUGAUGAACUGUCUCAGCAUAGUGACAGUUUUUUGGACUACAGAGAGUCAGCUAAAGAAAGGGAAUUUGCCACUGAUGACCUCAGUCCCCUGCGUCCAACAUCCAAGAAAGUUCGUUUUCAGGACAGCCGUCUAAGUUCAGGGGCAGAUGCACAUGCCAGGAUUAGGAGUAGGAUUUUAGAUGAGGACAAUUUGCAAAGGACUAGAACAAGGAUUUUAGAUAGCCAAUAUCGACAAGACCUUGAUGAGUUCAAGGAUGUAAUGGGCCACAAAAUGAAAGUUAUGAAGAAGAAAACCGCAGAAAAAGAAAGAGUCUACAGAAAAGGGGUGCUAAUAGGUCCCCAAAUCUCAAAGUACAAACCCAGUAAAAAGUACACAGCAUCUGUGGUUGGAGGAGAAAGUAGAGGUAGACCUUCCAGUAAGGGGCUGGGAAAGAAAAGCAGAAAAAGAAGUGCAUCAUGCAGUCCUGAUUUUGGCAGAAGACACCCUCUCAGGGUUGGUGAAGAUAAUAUUCUGCCCUUCAUGUUGGAAGAGUUUCCCUUCAUCCAUCUGUCUGAACACACAAUCCAUGAUGUGUGGAAGAAGAGUUACAGACAAGUAGAGCAGCUGAGUAAAGCAGCACAAGAGGUCAAGAGGAAAAAAUCUGCUGCGCAGGCUCAGUAUGAAGAAGCAAAGAGACGACAAGAAGUUUUGAUGAACAUCAUGAAAAAGGAACUUUCUCAUAACCAAAAGAUGCAAGAGGUUAAGGAAAGAAGAGCACAUGAACAAGCUAUGAAGGCUAAGAUCAGAGAAAAACGAAUGCAAUCUGCAAGAGCAAGAAGGUAUUAUGAUGACUACCAAGUUCGCAUGAGAUCCAGAAUGUUGAAGAAAAGAACAAAAGAAGAAAUGAUUUUCAAGAAACUUUUCAAGGAGGGUCUUGAAAUUCAGAAAGAGAGAUUGAGAGACCUUCGCAGCUAUGCCAAAGAGCAAAGAGAAGUAAAAACAAGGCUCCAGCAAAAUGAAAUUGAGUCAUUAGAAAACUUUUAUCGUGACCAGUUUGCAAUGUUAGCAGAGUCUAUGGCCAAGGAGAGAAAGGAACUUCAAGUCAGAGAAAAAGCCCAAGAAAAGGUUUUGUCAAAAAUGAAAGGAGAACUCAGAAAAAAGAUGGAGACAGAGAUCAGGGAGUUCCAGGAGCAGCUGUACAGGGACGAGGAUGAUGUUUACUACAGACAACUGGAUGCUGAUAGAGUGAAGCAUGACCUGCAAGUGGCACAGUACCACUCUAGAUUACUGUAAACUAUUCUUUUCCUAGACCCAACCUCAGCCAAAUUGGGGUUUAUGAUCAAAUACUGUCAUUACCUGUCUUUGUCUUUUACAUUUGUGUAUUGAUGAUGAAAGUACUUUACCAGUAAUUCCCCUGAAAAAUCUUUAGGAAUGGAUGUUAUAAUUUGAUUGGAGACAAAUUAUUGUUCAUUGGUUCAAUGGAUGGAUAAGUGACAGUGGGCACUUAAAAAGUAGAGAGUUAUGAAAGAAACUUUAACUUUUGCUAUUUCCAAAAGUGAAUGUAAACAUUUUGCAAUUCUUUGACAGUCCUACCAAGUCCUUUUCUAAUCAAAAUUUGGGUGCUGUUUAAUUAGAAAUAGCGUUUUUUACUACAGCAGGUUUAAAAGUUUGGUGAAAAGCAUGGAGAUUUGCCUCAAUAAACUAUUGGCUAUAA
Lingula anatina is the source of this 5463-nucleotide messenger RNA. RefSeq names its product centrosomal protein of 95 kDa. NCBI's taxonomy places the organism in Eukaryota, Metazoa, Brachiopoda, Lingulata, Lingulida, Lingulidae. The record is from RefSeq and is a predicted model, not a curated record. Gene Ontology annotation, cellular component: centrosome; spindle pole.